Molecule: messenger RNA, 312 nt
Organism: Colletotrichum fioriniae
Lineage: Eukaryota; Fungi; Ascomycota; Sordariomycetes; Glomerellales; Glomerellaceae
Gene: VMA11
Product: v-type proton ATPase 16 kDa proteolipid subunit 2
Biological process (GO): proton transmembrane transport
Cellular component (GO): proton-transporting V-type ATPase, V0 domain; membrane
Molecular function (GO): proton-transporting ATPase activity, rotational mechanism
Source: RefSeq, a predicted model, not a curated record
AUGUCCGGUAUCAUUGCUGUUUACUCUUUGGUUAUCUCGGUCCUCAUCGCCCAAGAUUUGGUCCCUCCCGGUGCUGGAAGCAACUACAGUUUGUUCAACGGCUUCAUGCAUCUUGCCUGCGGUCUCUCCGUCGGCUUCACCGGCCUUGCGGCUGGCUACACGAUUGGUAUCGUUGGCGACAAGGGUGUGCGCUCGUACAUGGAGCAAUCACGCGUCUUCGUCGGCAUGGUCCUGAUUCUUAUUUUCGGCGAAGUCCUGGGUCUUUACGGCCUUAUUGUCGCUCUCAUCCUCAACACCAAGUCCAAGGGCUAA